AUGUCAGAAAUUCCCAAAACAGAUAGUUUGUCUUUGACAGAUGCAGACGUAGUCGAUAAGUCUUCGCAAGACGACCAGUCGUCCGACAUGUUGUUGUCUAUGGAGAGCGCUAAACCAACUUUCCUAGUUGUGGUUCUUGUCUGCUUUGCCUCUAUCUCUGGAUUUAUGUUUGGUUACGACACAGGUUAUAUCUCCUCUGCCCUCGUUUCUAUUGGAAAAGACUUGGGAAAAGAUCUUACCUACGGUGAAGAAGAGUUCAUCACCGCAGCUACUUCUCUUGGUGCUUUAAUCACUGCUAUAUUCGCAGGGUCCAUGGCAGACAUUUUUGGUAGAAAACCCGUCUUGAUGUUUUCUAACUCGCUGUUUAUUGUCGGUGCAAUCAUUCAGUGUGCUGCGCACACGGUCUGGACCAUGAUUGCCGGAAGAUUCAUCAUGGGUUUCGGUGUUGGUGUCGGUUCUUUAAUUGCCCCUCUCUACAUUUCAGAACUGGCUCCAUCCAAAUUCAGAGGUAGAUUGGUUAUCCUAAACUGUUUGGGAAUCACCGGUGGUCAACUGAUCGCUUAUGGUAUUGGUGCCGGUCUUGCCCAUGUCAACAACGGCUGGAGAGUCCAAGUUGGUUUGUCUAUCAUUCCUCCUGCUGUCCAGCUCGCUGCCUUCUUAUUCUUGCCAGACACUCCUAGAUUCCUCAUCUCGAAAAACAAGCUUGAAAAGGCUGCGAAGGUCAUUGCAAGAACUCACAGAGGUGCCACUCCGGAGUCCAUCAGCUACAAGAUUGCCGAGACUAAGACUCUCAACUCCUCUAUACCCGGAGACUCUGUUUUCUCCAAGACAUGGAACGGUAUCAAAGAGAUCCACAGAGUUCCAUCCAACUUCAGAGCACUUGUUAUUGCCUGUGGAUUGCAAGGUAUCCAACAAUUCACCGGUUUCAACUCGCUCAUGUACUUUUCUUCCACCAUUUUCAAAGCCAUUGGUUUCGACAACUCCACCGCUGUUUCCAUCAUUGUGUCUGGAACCAAUUUUGUUUUGACGGUGGUUGCUUUCUUCAUCAUUGACAAGGUCGGCCGCAGAAGAAUGCUCUUGGUGUCCUUGCCUGUCAUGAUGAUUGCACUUAUCGUGAACGCUAUCGCCUUCCACUAUGUUCCUCUCAAGUUCGAAAACGACUCUGUCGAGUUGACUGACCAGGUCAGCAACUGGGGAUACGUUAUUAUGGUGUUUAUGAUCAUCUACGUUGGUGCAUACGCUGUUGGUAUUGGUAACGUUCCAUGGCAACAGUCCGAACUUUUCCCGCAAAGUGUUAGAGGUGUUGGAGCAUCGUAUGCUACAGCCACCAACUGGUCCGGUUCGUUAGUCAUUUCGUCUACAUUCCUCACUAUGUUGGAGCACAUCACUCCAACCGGUACUUUUGCAUUAUUCGCUGCACUGACUGCUGUUUCCAUUGUUUUCUGUUACCUCUUCUACCCAGAGCUUUCCAACCUUGCUCUGGAAGAGACCCAACAGUUACUCACUGGCGGUUUCAACAUCAAAGAGUCGGUUGCCUUGGCCAAAAAGAGAAAGCACCAGAAGCUUUCGUCCACCGGAUCCAUCGACAAACCAGACUUGGAGUAUGUUGACCGGGUGAGCAACAGCAACUCAGUUUAG
This is a messenger RNA of Ogataea philodendri, 1638 nucleotides long. RefSeq lists its product as uncharacterized. Gene Ontology annotation, cellular component: membrane. The transcript has a single exon. Bases 1 to 1638 code for a protein of 545 amino acids. The record is from RefSeq and is a predicted model, not a curated record. Gene Ontology annotation, molecular function: myo-inositol:proton symporter activity. Lineage: Eukaryota; Fungi; Ascomycota; Pichiomycetes; Pichiales; Pichiaceae. Gene Ontology annotation, biological process: transmembrane transport.